CGGUGACCCAGGUACGGAAUACCUAUCGUAAUCCGUGUAUUUCUAUAUAAGAACUAGGUUACCGUCAGAUCGGAGCGAUUGAUAGGAGAGACAGCGCGAGAUGUUGAGGGAGAGUGCGUGUCGUCGCGAACGAGGCUUCUCGCGAUCUCGCUCCUUCGUUUAAUUCGGGCAUUUUUGAUAGUCGCAUCAACGAUUUUCGUUCCUGUCUUCUGUCUCUCUCUCUCUCCUUCCCUCUCUCUCUCUCUCUCUCUGUCUCUCUCUACCUCUGUGUAUGUGAUUUUCUGUGCAUGUGUAAUCGUUUCUCGAUGUCUCCCGAUCCUGCACGGAGACAGUAAGCAAAACAGCAGUUACCUAUCGAAGGGCUGUCGUGUUGUGUCAACGUAACCCACGGCAGCAGCACCAUCACAGUUACCAUCACCAUCACCAUCACCACUACCAUCACCAGCACCACCAUCAUCAUCAUCACCGUCUACCGACGCCUCUUCAGUAAUUAAACCAAACAAAAUGGACACCGAGAUAACGAUUGAACGAACAUUCGUGUGGUAGCCUCCCUCUCGUUCUCUCCGUCUCUGUCUCUCCUCUCCCCCUCUUCCCCCUUUCUCGCAUCUACCUGUUUUUUUUUCUCGUUUUCUUUAGAUGGACCUCGGAAGAGAGACAUGGGAUCGCCGUUCGUACAAUCGCAGCAAGAGUUUGUAUUUACCAUGGGCACGUUACUGGCUAUAGAAGAGAUCGUACAAUAUUCUCGCAAUCCUGAAAUGGGGACGAAGAGUCCUUCAGCGUAGACAUGGACUACGAUCUGUUUGGUGAAGAUGUCAGUGGCUCGAUGCUCGAGGCUCUUCCUGAUCUCGGAGGGAACGAUCAUUUCGAUCCUGCGCCUGCGAAUAAUCCCGUAGCGGUGUCAAGGGACGGUCUGAAUUCUGGCCCUAAUGGAGGAGGGAGUUACAUUAAUCAAUCUUAUAACAUUUCUCAAGAAUCUCCGAUACAGAAAUUAACCUCAUUCGGCGGAUCUGAAUUUGGUAGCUCGAAUCAAUUGCAAAAUCCGUCGCAGCGCACUAUGUUUAACCAAAAUCUCGGUACGUUCGAUAGUAGCACCACACCUCAGCGUGCUAUGGUGCCAGGCGCCUUUCAAAAUCAGACCCGCAAUAUUGCACCGCAACAACACAGGGGGCCUCAUCCAGGUAGCGCCACUCAGUAUCCUAGCUACAAUGACAAUAUGUACUCUAUGGAGCAGCAACACUCGAUGGCUAGAGCCAAUAUGAGUAUCGACCCCAGCCAACAAGGCUGGCCGGGUAAUGGAAGCGGAUACCCGCAAAUGCAGAGGCAUUACAAUCAAAUGGCUCCGCAGCCUGGCACGUACAGGCAACAUAUGCCACCGCAGUAUUCUCAUCAGCAAGAUCAAGCUGGCGUUAUUAAUCAAAAGAUGCAGCAACAACAGCAGCAGCAGCAGCAACAACAACAACAUUUCGGUAGUCAACAGGGAAUGAUAAGCAACAUGGGAGUUUUGCACCAAUCGAUGCAAGCCGGAGCGACCAGUGGUGUCUAUCAGCAUUUAACUGUCGGUCAGCAACAACAUUAUCAACAAGGUAAUUCGGUAGCAGCGAUGUAUCAAACGUCUCCUGGGUAUCCUGGUUUCGCCUCUGCCAUUCAUCAGCAACAACAGGCUCAGCCAGCGCCUCAAGCGAGAAUGCCGCAUCAUCAUCCAACGCAUCCGACACAUCAACCGCAUCCGUCUCAUCCUCAACAGUAUCCUCAGCAUCCCCCUCAGCAUCCGAACACGCAGCAACAACCAACGAUGGAUCCUCAAUAUCCUCAUCAUGCUACUUCGAUGUUCAAUCAGCCGCAGCACUCGGCGCCGCCGCCGCAACAAUUCGGUACGGCAGCGACAGCUAAACAUUCGACGAGUCCUCAGUAUCGCGCCGCGUUCCCCCAAUUGUCGCCGCAGAUGUCACCACGACCACAAAUGUCGCCACGUCCGCCCGCGGUGCAGCAGCAGAUGUCGCCUCGACCCAUCAUGUCGCCCGCCAAGCCUACCCUAUCGCCGCAUCCUCAUGUUCAGCUUCCUCAUCAGCAGGGUAAUCAAUCCAACGCUAUGUCGGUAUCUCCGUGUCCACCUACGUCUAUGCAAAUGAAUCCGUCAUCGCAACAGCAACAGACUACUCUGCAGGCCCUCGAGCAGAUGGUGAUGCCAGGAGUUGCCGUUUCAAAUUCUAGCGUUCCCACGCCGGAUCAGUAUAAUCAAUUUCAAACGCGUCCGCCAAUGUCGCAAACGCCAAGCGUUUUGCCGCAACAAUCGACGGCGCAGAGUCCGAUGCCGGCCCAAGUCGCGGGGCCUAGAAUGCCGAUGCCCACUCAAUGGCAAUCGCAUCCGCAGCAACAACAGCAGCAGCAAUCCCAAAUUAGGCCAAAUAUCGGCGUUAAUGAGGAUAGAAGCGGCGUAGUCGAGCCUCAACAGAUGCCGAUAGUAUCCGAGCAGAGCGCUCCAAUGUUUCCCGUUACUGGACCGGAAGCUGCUAUGCAUAGUGCUGCGGAAACUGCGACAACAACGAGUACAACGACAACGAGAGAACCGGCGACGACAACGGAGAACAUUGUGCAAAACCCGAUCGAAACCCCGAAGCAACCGGAACCUGAGUCUUCUUUGCAUCAGAACGUUCAGCAGAGUCAACAAUUGGACACAGCUGCGCAACUUGGUCCACCGCAAGUAGAUACUUCGGCGCAAAAUAACUCGCAGAACCAAUUAACUUUAGAUCAUACGUCUACAGCAGGAAAUAUACCUACGCCGGCGAGUAUACCUUCGAUUGAAACAGUGCAGUCUCUUCCGGUAUCCAGUACAAGCGGAAAUAUGGAAUGCACGAAUGUGAAUGCAUCGUUGCAACAACAGACAGUUGCGCCAAUCCAAAAUCCUGUUUCUAGUAUCGAGAAUCAGAAUACGUGCGAAACAAAAUCGCAAGACCAAGGUGUAGAAGUACAUCAAUCGCCCUUGAGUAGUACGACGCAUCCACAACAAAUUAUAGGACAGCAGCAAUCUAUUAAUUGUCCUCCACAGCAGCCGAUACAGCAGCAAUCAGUGCAACAACCGGCGGUGCAGCUUCACAUGACUCAACCACAAAUAGUUCCACCUCAGGUAACAAUAUCUCCUCAAUCGCAGCUACAAUCGCCGCAACAGUCGCAGAUGAUUCAGCCGCAAUCUGCUCAGAUGAGCCAGCAGCUGCAGCAGCCACAGCAGCAAAUAUCUCAAUCACAACCACAACAACUGCAACAGAUUGCGACCGCUCAACAAUCGCAGAUUCCUCAACCUCAACAACCAGUAUUGAAUCAGGCACAACCGCAACAAAUCUCAACAGCACCUCAAUCACAACUAGGACAACCGCAACAACAAUUGGGACAAGCACAACCUCAAUUGGGAGGACAGUCGCAACCUCAAUUGGGACAGCCACAGGCUCAAUCAUUGGCACAAACGCAAUCACCGCAGUUGACGCAAUCGACGGCUCAGCAAGGUCCAACUUGCGUUACGCAACAGGCUCAAUCGACGACGACGACAUCUCCGCAGGCGCAGGCAUCUCAUAUUCAACCUCAGCAAGUUGCUAUGCAAAUACCACAGAGCGCUCCACUUAUACAGUCUCAGAUGCCUCCACAACUGCAAACACCACCGAUGCAGAAUCAAGCAUCUCAGAUGCAAAAUCAAAAUGCUCAGCAAGUGCCCACUGCGCAUCUGAACGCACAGCAGAUACCCGCGGUUAGUCAAACCGCCGGUAUGGUUUUGCCGCCUCAUCAAGCCACGGUUCCCGUGCCAAAUUCGCAAACACCGCAUCAGUAUCAUCCUGGAGGCGACAUGAUCACCGGUAACACGAUACCGAAUAUGUAUAGUAUGUCGACUAAUCCUACACAAACCCCAGUCGCGACGAGUGGGUUCGGCUCGUCGUGUGCUCCUCUUACGCAUCAUCAAGAGCGAGCUGCUCUGCAGCAGCAGUUGCAAGAACUGUACUGCAUGCCACCGGCUUCGGAAAAUCAAGAAAAGAUUGUUGUCCUACAAGAGAAGUUGCAGGCGUUGCAGCAACACGAGACGAAUGAUCAAUGUAAUGGUGGUCCUCAGUGUAUACUGCAGACGCCGAUGUUCACAGCUGCUGUAGUCGACAGUCCGCAGGUCUCUAGUACUACUGGACGUGGUCGUAGCAAAGGUACACAACGAGCAAAGAAAAGUAGAAAAAAAGCUGACAAAGAGGCGUCUGCGCCUACUAUUGUCCCUCAGCAACAACCUGAGCAGCCAUUGUCAGAUAAUAAAGUCACUCCAGGCGAUAGUAGCAAUAUCGUAGACAGUGUUGCAGACUCGGAAGACAUAAAGCCAUCUUCUGGGGAUAUGGAAGAGGAAUGGAAUAAGGGCAGAAAGUCACGCACGCCACGGAAACCACGUAAACCGAAAGAACCUAAAGAGCCCAAGGAACCAAAACCUAAGAAAGAGCCGAAACCACCAAAGGAACCGAAAUCCCCGAAAGUGGCAAGGAAGAGGAAUAAGGAUAAAGACAAAGAUUCCACAAAACGUAAUAGAAAAAAAAUUAUACAACCCGAAUCUGCUGAUGAUGAUGCUACACGCGAAAACGAAGAAAGUGCUGAAGUGGAUUCUAGUGCUAUUAAGGACGCCGAUACGAAGAUUUGUGAAUCGUCCAUUCAGGGUGAUCAGGAACAAGUAGACUCUUCCACUAACGAACCUCUAACCGAAGUAAAGGAAGAGGGUAAAGAUAAAACAGCAGACGAUGCUCCGGACGAAGAAAAGAAGGAGGAAAAUGCGGAAGCGACUACCGCAUCUUCUGAAAAUGCGACUAGCAGUAAGAAGAAACCUGCGGCUAGAAAACGAUCGAGUACCGGCAAAGCCUCUGGAGGAAAAUCUUCCAGAAGUUCCAAGAAACGAAAGAGUCGCAUUGCCCCUGAUUCCGAUGGUGAAGAAUUAGCGGCGACACCUCCACCAUCACCGGAAGCCGGCGACGAUAUGAAUAAGCGACGUUCCGCGAGAAAUACUCAUCGCAAGAAGUAUGUGGACGAUGUGAUGUUACGUUUCUCUGAUGAUGAUGUUCCUCUGCAAGACGCUCAACUAUCGAAAAAGAUGGAAGGCGCGAACGCUUCAAAGCCCGCUGCCGCUAAAAAGGAAGGCGCUGAAGGUGGCGAAGUCGGACCUAACAAACCUAACUUCGUAUACAUUAACACUACUGAUGAGGAUUCUAUGGUUGUACAACAUAUUUUAUGCUCUCGAAUGGGAAGGAGAGAGGUUAAGCCUGUAAUACCGAAGAUAGAAGCAUCUCCGGAAAAGAAUGGAAACGCAGAUAAGGAAGAAUCUGCUGACAAAGAUGCCGACAAUCCUAUGAAAGAGAAAGAUGACGCUAUCGAGAAAGAAACAAAGACUGAGGAUACAACCAAGGAUGAUGAAAAGAGCGAAAUCAAUAGUGCGAAAAAAGAUGAGGCAAAGAAACAAGAGGAAUCACUUGGGGAUUCUAAACCAGCCGAUACCGCCGUUGUUGAGGCGAAACCACAGUUUAUCGAAAUGGAAGAAUAUUUCGUGAAAUAUCGAAAUUUUUCCUAUUUGCAUUGCGAAUGGAGAACAGAAGAGGAAAUGUAUAAAGGAGAUAAACGUAUUCAAGCUAAACUGAAGAGAUUUAAGCAGAAGCAACAGCAAAAUACGAAUAUUUUCGAAAAUACCGAAGAUGAUCCCUUUAAUCCAGACUUUGUCGAAGUCGAUCGAGUAUUGGAUGAAGCAACUCAUACAGAUCCACAUACUGGAGACACAGUCAGACACUAUUUAGUUAAAUGGCGAUCUCUGCAAUACGAAGACUCUACUUGGGAAUUGGAAGAAGACGUUGAUCCUGAAAAAAUAGCACAGUUUGUGAAAUUUAAUAAAGUGCCACCUAAGGAACAGUGGAAGCCGAAGAAGAAACCUAAUGCUGCAGCUUGGGUAAAGCUGGAGGAAUCGCCGAUUUACAAGAAUAAUAACAGUUUACGACCAUAUCAAUUGGAAGGAUUGAACUGGUUGCUAUUUUCAUGGUACAACGGACACAACUGCAUUCUCGCCGAUGAGAUGGGUUUAGGAAAAACAAUUCAGUCUCUAACAUUCGUGGACGCAGUCUAUAAGUACGGAAUUCGUGGACCGUUCUUGAUCAUAGCACCUUUGUCGACCAUUCCAAAUUGGCAGCGAGAAUUUGAAAGUUGGACCGAUAUGAAUGUUGUAGUAUAUCAUGGAUCUGCAGCGAGUCGUACUAUGCUUCAAGAAUAUGAAGUCUAUUAUAAGAAUGAAAAAGGCCAGCAGAUCAAAGAUUUAGUUAAAUUUAACGUGUUGAUUACAACAUUUGAAAUCAUUAUAACUGACUUUAACGAAUUACGUGGAUACAAUUGGCGACUCUGCGUCAUAGACGAAGCUCACCGAUUAAAAAAUCGAAAUUGCAAGCUUCUCGAGGGUCUGAGACAAUUAAAUUUGGAACACAGGGUACUUUUAUCGGGCACGCCGCUGCAAAACAACGUCAACGAGCUAUUUUCCUUAUUGAAUUUUUUGGAGCCGCAACAAUUUUCGAGCAAUGAGGCAUUUCUGAAGGAAUUUGGUAAUCUGAGCAGCGAGGGUGAGGUAAACAAGCUGCAACUUCUCUUGAAGCCGAUGAUGCUGCGUCGUUUAAAAGAGGAUGUUGAAAAAUCGUUAGCGCCGAAAGAAGAGACUGUUGUCGAGGUGGAACUUACGAAUAUUCAAAAGAAGUAUUAUCGCGGCAUUCUUGAGAGAAAUUUCUCGUUUCUUGCAAAGGGUACUACAUCAGCAAACAUUCCGAAUCUCAUGAAUACGAUGAUGGAGCUGAGAAAGUGCUGCAUCCAUCCGUUUCUACUGAAUGGAGCUGAAGAUCAAAUACAGUUAGAUUAUAAGACUGGCGAAAAGGAGGAUUCCGAGGCGUACUAUCACGCGCUGGUGAAUAGCUCCGGAAAGAUGGUAUUGAUCGAUAAAUUAUUGCCGAAAUUGAAAGCUAGUGGUCACCGAGUCUUGAUAUUCAGCCAAAUGGUAAAGUGUCUAGAUUUACUCGAGGACUAUUUGCUAUAUAAGAAAUACCCCUAUGAAAGAAUUGACGGUCGGAUUCGCGGAAAUUUGCGGCAAGCUGCUAUUGAUCGUUACAGUAAACCCGACUCGGAUCGAUUUGUCUUCUUACUUUGCACAAAAGCUGGUGGACUUGGCAUUAACUUAACUGCGGCUGACACUGUCAUUAUUUACGAUAGCGAUUGGAAUCCACAGAACGAUUUGCAGGCGCAGGCACGUUGCCAUCGAAUCGGGCAGCAAAAGAUGGUCAAAGUGUAUCGUUUACUCUGUCGCAAUACAUAUGAACGAGAAAUGUUUGACAAGGCUUCCUUAAAGUUGGGUCUUGACAAAGCGAUUUUACAAUCUAUGAAUACCAGCCAAAGUGGCAAAGAUCCUAGCAAUAAACAAUUAACAAAGAAAGAGAUAGAGGAUCUAUUGAAGAAGGGUGCUUACGGCGCUAUCAUGGACGAUGAUAAUGCCGGCGACAAAUUUUGCGAAGAAGACAUUGAACAGAUACUCGAACGAAGAACUCAGAUUAUCACGAUAGAAGCCGAGAAAGGUUCGACAUUCUCGAAGGCGAGUUUUGCGUGUUCGUCGAAUCGAUCGGACAUUAAUAUAGACGAUCCUGACUUUUGGAAAAAGUGGGCGAAGAAAGCGGAAAUCGAUACGACAGAAAAGAAGGAGGAGGACGAGCUGGUGAUAUCCGAACCUCGGCGAAGAACACAAAUCAAGCGUUACGGUCACGACGAAUCAGUAGUUGACAUGUCCGAAUUGGACAGUUCGGACGAGAACAGUGACGAUGAUACGAGUAUCGGCCUAUCCGGCAGAAGCAAGAAGCGGCGUGAUAAGUUCAAGAAAACGCGUAAAUUCUACGAUGAAUACGUGCCGCGCGAAGGCGAGGUGGUGUACGGCAGUUGGGCACGUAGCGAAUGCUUUAAAGUGGAGCGCGGAUUAUUGACAUUCGGCUGGGGUCGCUGGGAGGAGAUCCUGCAGCAUAGUCAGUUUCGACGUGGCUGGCGUGAAAUCGACGUCGAGGACUGUGCUCGUGUCAUUCUUCUCUAUUGUUUGCGUUAUUAUCGUGGCGAUGAGAAGAUUCGUAGCUUCAUCUGGGACCUCAUAACACCAGUGGAAAACGGUGAGAAGGUGAAGAGCGUAUCAGUGAACACUGGCAGCAGGAACAGUCGACAGAAAAAGAAAAGUCGCGUCCGGGAAGGUAGGGAAACCAGAGGCUCAGUCAUCAACGGCGGGCCGAAUGAUCCAAAUCACUGGAGCAACGCAGAGAAGUUUGAUGGAGACAUCUUCCUCGAGAGCAAUUACAGAAAGCAUCUCAGUCGACAUGCUAACAAAGUAUUAUUGCGCGUACGAAUGCUGUAUUACAUUAAACACGAGAUUAUUGGCGACCUUGUGCAGCACAUCUCCGAUGGCGUUCACGUCAGUGCGUUGCCGAUAGACCUUCCACAGUUGACGGAACGACCGGCGAAAUGGUGGGACACGACAGCAGACAAAUCCUUAAUAGUCGGCUGCUACAAACACGGCUAUGAGAAUUACGACCAGAUGAGGACUGAUCCCGCGCUUUCUUUCAUUACAAGCUGUCCUCCCUCUUUCCAGAACUCUCAGAGCAAGAGUACCGCCGACAGCAGCAGCAGAGACGAUAAUAGUCUGGAGAACGACGUGGACGAUAGCGAAUCUCCCGGAAUGACGAAAGACUCGAAAGAUUCCGACAAAUUUAGAGAAACACCAGCAGAUUCUCCCGCCAUUUCGAGUAAAGCCGAUACCCCGAUACCAGAAGCUAGUGGCAGUCAUGACGGAAACGAUAGUCUUCUCCCGGACGAUGAAAAAGCUUGGCCAACCGUAGUAGAUCUUAAUACACGAUUACGUCGCGUUAUAUCUUCUUAUCAACGGACCGUUAAUAAAAAGGAGGAUGUUAAAAUUAUGCCGAAAGGUGGCAAAAUGGGAAUGGAAAGUGAAACCCCUACUACCAUAAAUCAUACAGGAAUGAUGCACGAACCGCCCUUGAAUAUGCAAGGGUGGGAUUUGCAACAAUUAGCGAUGUAUCUUUUGAAAAUGGAAAAAAGAGAAAAAAUGGAGGCUAUAGUAAAGGAACGAGAACGCACUCGUAUCGAGGAGCAAAAAGCCAAGUGGACUCGCCGCGAAGAGAGCGAGUUUUUGCGAGUGGUGUCUACAUACGGCGUUAAUUACGACAGAAAGAAAGCUCAGUAUGAUUGGACUAAAUUCAAGAGUAUUGCCAGAUUCGACAAGAAGACGGACAACGAUCUUACGGAUUAUUACAUGUCGUUUAGAGCAAUGUGCAAAAAGGUCUGCAAUGCGAAACUAAACGAAGAAGAAGAUUUUACAGAUGUUCCGGUGGAUCAAUUGAGUCCUGCCAAGGCAAGACAGAUACUCGAUCGCGUCGAUCUUCUGAGUAAGAUUCGCGAGGAAAUUCUGUCGCAUCCCCAUCUCGAGGAACGAUUAUCAUUGUGUCAACCGUCAGGUGAUACACCGGAUUGGUGGCAACCUGGAAAACACGACAAGGAAUUGUUACUCGGAGCUGCGAAGCAUGGUCUCGGCCGCACCGAUAUCACUAUAUUGAAUGAUCCGGACUUUUCCUUUCACAAGCUUCUCGCGAGAGGGAUGUAUGCAGGCACGCAAACACCUAAAACAAUGGACAAGUCUGAAAAAGCGAUAAAAAUCGAAAAUAGAGAAGAUAUCUUGAAGUUUGACAAGGAUGAAAUACUUGUAAAGUUGGAAAAGGGCGAAGGAACUCUAAAGAUUGAAAAAGUUGGAGCGAAGAAAGACAAGGAUCAAAGUGUUGUCGAUAAAAAGUCUGAGAACGCGGAACCCGAGAGUCAAGUGGAAUUGACUAUUGUCAAGACGGAAACUAAAUCCGAAGAAAAAUCAGUCGGUAGCUCGUUGAUGAUCACUACCGUCGCGAGAACGUCAGAUGUGGAAAAUAUCACUGUAAAAAGCGAAGAGAAAAGCGAGCUGGCGAUAGAGCCAGUUAAAUGCGAUAGUAUUAAAGUCAAUCAGACCAGCGUUGCCAAACAGACAGAUGAGAAACUCGCGAAGGAAGUUAAUUUAGAGUCUGCCGAGAGUCCUGCUGUUGUGGAAAUCGAAAAAGAAGAUAAGGUUCAAGAGAAAGAUAUUAAACAAGAAGCUGGAUUCGUCGAAAAAUCGAAUGAAUCACAAGCGCAAGAUGUCGAGAAAACGGAAACAGUCGAGAAAAAUGAUACAGAAAUUAAAGAAAACAUUGACAAGAAUACUGAGAAUACCGAGUCUGCUAUCGAGGAUGACAAAGCUGGCGUAAAGUCGGAUAACGCGCCAGCUAAAGAAGAAAUCGAGACACAGGAAGCGAAGAGCUCCGAUAUUGCCAAAGAAAAAACGAAGAUUUCGCAGAUCGAGGAUAAGUGCAGUGUCCAGGCUGCGGAAUUGAAGGCGAUGUUCCCCGAUCUGGAAGUAAUACAACCAUUAUCACGAUUAACACAGAUCGAUACAUUCGUUUUACGAGACAAACCAGCAGAUUACAAUAACGAGCCUACAAUGAUGCAGCUCUUGGCGCAUGGUUGUGCGACUACAUCAAUAAAGUGGCCGAAGGAGCAUGCAAUCGAGGCUCGUUUAAUGCACAUUGUGCACGCGAUAGAGCAUAAAGAAUGGCCAGUAUCGGUGAACUUUAGCGCCGGCGAAGAGAUGGAUAUUUCGCAAAACGAAAAGGAAUGUUCGGAAGUAAUAACUAUCACGACGGAUCACGGAGUGUCUAGGUCAAUGGUGAGCGGAAAUAACAUGUCCGCUUCGAAGAAGCGUAAGAGGCACAUCGCUAUCGAUGUAGAAACCGAACGAGCCAAGCUUCACGCGCUUCUCAACAGCAGUCAUCUGAGCACACCGUCGCCAGCACCACUCAGCAAGCCAGUUCUUUCGACCAACUGGGAGAUGAAUGAUGAAUCUCAAUCCGAAGAAUCGCGACGUUCUACACCUGUUCAGCCACCACCGGCGCAUCAGCAAACUCGAACGCCGAAUAUGCCCUUCGAUCUAAAGUAUACCGUUCCGGGCAAAACGACUGUUAUACCUGGGACAUCGAGCACGUUAACGCCCAUCGAUUUGUCUGCUGGAUAUCCAAAAUCAAGCUCCGAUAAUAAUAAGGAUAUUAUGAACGAAGUACAAGACUUUUCCAUGCCGAACAAAAAUAAACAAGUCAGCAACAAAGGAAAGUUGGACAGUAUGCUGGACAAACUUAUGAAACGGAAAUCUUGCCCGACGGAGGAGCCGAUAAUUGGAAAGGAGAAAAAACGCAGAAAACUCGACGAGAUAGUAUUAGGCUUGAGUGCCGCAAAGGAGCAACAGAGCAGUCAUUAUCCUGAGCACAAAAAGAAUACGAUUAUGCCUAACGUGACUGUGACACCGACGUCGGCGCCAAUGGGGCUUCCCAAUCCUCAAACCCAGAAACCGUUCUCUAUUACAGUUACGACAGUUCCGUCUUCGCUCGCCUCGAGUUCCUCAGCAUCCGUUUUACCACCGCCGUCGUUGCAUUCUCACAAGGAUACCUUCUCUGCAUUGUUGGUUCAAGCCGAACAGCAGAAUCGCGAAUUGAAAAAACAACAGCAGCAUCAACAACAACAGCAACAGCAGCAGCAGCAGCAGCAACAACAACAACAACAGCAGCAGCAGCAACAACAACAACAACAACAACAGGCAUUCAAUUCGGCGCAUCCAUCUUCUUCGACCAGCAGUCACAGAAAGAGUUACGAAGCAAUGAUUGCAGACAUUAAUAAAGUCGCCGAGUACUCAUCCAAAGUCGGUUCGUAUUCACACGAAGCAAAAGUGAACAAAUGGUUGGCCGAACAAAGCGCCAUGUCGGAACAAUGCGCGGAAUAUCUGAAUGCUCCUCGACGGCGUAGACCGCGCGUCGAUCCGUCCUUAUUGGAUUGGAAAAAGCUUACUGGCGAGGAGAAUGUUGCCGUUAUUAAUCGAAUAACCGGCAAAAAGGUAACUGGAAGCAAAGCGCCUCAGUUGAAACGACUCGGACAAUGGCUUAUGGAGAAUCCGAUGUUCGACGUGGAUCCAAAAUGGGCGGAACUCGUGAAGGAACGUGGUAAUCUUCCGCACGAUUUGCAAAAGAGAUUACCGGGUAACGAACGCGGUGGUGUGAACAAAGGCAAGAGCCCGGGUAGACCGUCCAUGAUGCCCAGCCCUACGAGCCAGCAGUCGGCGAAUUCUGCUAAUUUAGUGGCCACGUCGAUGGCAUCGGGUCUCAAUUUCCCACUCGGCAAUCUCAACAAUUCCCUACUGUCAGGUCUAUCGCUCGGUAACUUUGAUCCGAAGAAUAAUCCAUUACUGAUGCCAUUUGGCGGUUUAACGAAUUUGGGCGCGCUCAGUGGCCUGGGUAAUCUCGGCAAUUUGGGCAGCAUGGGCCUAACGAAUUCGCUAUUCGCCAAUCUGGCUGGACUGAGUCUACCAUCAUUGGCGGGCAUGGAGGCGGCAUUAAACGCACAGGUAGCGACUAGCAGCGCAGCAGCAGUAGACGCCGUGAAUAAUCCUGUCGUGAGUUCGGCGAGUGGCGGCAAGAGCGGCGGUGCGGGUUCAUCAUCCGGCUUAAACAGCAGUGGUGGAGGUAACAGUGGCAGUAGCAGCAAGUCGCGCGGCAAACUCGAUCAACCAGCGACCAGCAAAUCAUCAGCCGCUGGUGGCCCAUCGACCUUAUCAGCUUCCUCUGCGACCAGCCUCCCGACUCCUUCACCGUUUCCAUUCUUCCUAUCGAAUCCCAGCCUUCUGUAUACGCCGCUAGGUCUGGGAGGCUUGAAUCCGUUUUCCAUGCAACCUGGAGGUGUGUCGUCGGCCUAUGAGAGUCUCGCUCAGUGCGGUCUGUUGAAUCCACCGACAUCCAGCGCUUCUUCUGUGUCACGGAAACCCACAUCUUCGAGUAGCAGCUCGAGGCAGCGUGAAGCUGUACCGGAAUCAUCUACGUCAUCAUCGUCAACGUCAUCGUCGACGGCGGCAAAACGAAAGGAGGCCGAGAAGAAGGCGUCUAGAUAUCCUCCAGUGGAUCCGACUGCGACUCUGCAACAGUAUACGGAUAUGGCGGCAUUGCACGGCAACGAGGACAGACGUGGCCGCAGCGUCGAGCGUCAGCAACAGCAACAACAUGAAAAGAGGGAAACAACGACGAUGGAACAAGUCGAUGUAAUGGCAGCGGAUCUAUCUGAGAAGAAGACCGAGCGAAAGAGCAAAGAGCAAGAAAUGAAAGAGGCUCUGGAACACCUAAGUAGGACUAGUGCCGAGCUGGUUACUCGAACAGUCGACGAUGCACCGCCGAAGCAUGAAAAGCUUCCGAGGAAUCGUAGCAAUAAUACAGAUAGCAACAAUCAAAAUCCCGAUCAGCAACAACGAUCGACGCCAUCGGCACCAUCGUCGCUCGAGGUCACCCUAGAACCCGUUGCUAAGAAGAUGCGUACCGAAAUGGACACGAGCUCAAAAUCGUCCUCAUCGAAUAACGAUCUACCGACGAUUGAGAUUGAGCCUGUGACGAGACAAACGUUGCCGACAACACCGACAAAGGCGGUGCAACCGCCGCCUUCGCAAGAUGAGAGCAAUGCUUCGUCCGUGGAAACGAAUACCGCGACGAAAAAGGAAGUCAACGAGACAGCGACGACACCGACAACACCGACAACGUCAACGUCGACAUCGACGUCGACGUCGACGUCAACGUCGACUGCAAAUACGACAACGUCGCCAUCGACGACGCAGAAGAGCGACACUUCUAAUAAACCUGCUGCGUCGGAAGCGGAAGAGGACGGUAAGGGCGGUACCAAGGCAAAGAAGGCGCGUAGCGGUAAACGAUUGAGCGUGGAACCGCCACCGGAGCGGAAGAAUCUUCGUUCGAGCGCUGGUAGACAGGCACGAGCGGCUGCAGAACGACAGGCGCGAAUGGAAGGAGAGAUGCAGCAGCAGCAGCAACAGCAGCAGCACUCCGAGCAACAGCAGCAAGACAGUCAUGUGGCCGGCGAAUGAGCCAUGAGGAAUCGUCGCUCAUGCUGAAACAAUGAGUAACGAUCACCUAGAACAAUCCCGUGGCGAUCUGACAAAAGGAAAUUGUGGACACGCAGUCACUGCCCCACGUUUUUUUCUAUUUCUAUUCCACUGCUCGCACAACGAAGAUCUAUAUAUGUAUAUAGAUAGUUUCCUGUUUGACAAUGAUCGGCGCUUGUGAAAGUGUUGUUGCUUGAAAACAGAUUAAUUAAGCACAAGUGCAUCGAAAGGAGGCUACAAACAUUGGUAGAAUCUGCCGUAGCUUUCAAUUCAAUUCUCCAAUGAUGUAUGUAUGUGUGUGUAUGUGUGUGUAUGGGAAUAAAUGGAACUCCUAUAUUCUGGAGAUGGAUUAUGUAAAGGAUGAACUGCAUAUUAUUGACAGCAGUGUGACAGUGCAGGUUUGCAAAAGUUGCGAGAGACGAGUCUCUCAAAUAAGAAGGCUGCGAUAGUAUUUUAUGAUUCGAUACUUUAUGUAGUAAUUAAUUUUUAAUUGCGUAAUAAUAAACGAUAUAAUAAAGGUAUAAUUUUGUUAAAUUUAUUAUCUUAUACUAUAUCUUAUUGGUUUUGAUCAGGGACUGUUUUAUAUACGAGAUAUAUUAUAAAAUUUUGUGUACUCGCUAUUGCGCAUAAAGCAAUUUCAAAGCAAGAAACACAAAGCGAAAUAUAAUCGUAAUGUAGAAAAAAAAUAAUUACAGUAAUAACUUAAUAAAAAGAUAAAACUGUAAAUAUUAUACACAUUAUGCCUAGAGACAGUAAGCAAUGUACUUGGAAAAGAAAAUGUAUAUAACGCAGUGUACUUUUAAUUACAUUAGGUGAAAUAAUAAACAGCUUCUUUUGUUGUUUGCAAAUA
Molecule: messenger RNA, 14903 nt
Organism: Camponotus floridanus (Florida carpenter ant)
Lineage: Eukaryota; Metazoa; Arthropoda; Insecta; Hymenoptera; Formicidae
Gene: kis
Product: chromodomain-helicase-DNA-binding protein 7
Exons: 20
Coding region: 785-14035 (4416 amino acids)
Molecular function (GO): ATP binding; ATP-dependent chromatin remodeler activity; protein binding
Source: RefSeq, a predicted model, not a curated record